CGGGGUAAAAAUAGACGACAGUGUAGCACACCUCACAGAGGGAACACAGCGAUGUCCCGUAGUCUGAGAAAAACUGUGUCAAACAGACAACCAGCUUAGUUCAGGACAACUGGAGAAAUGAUGGAAGGCUUAGCGGUAGCCCUGGGGGUGGUAUGUCUGGCCUUGUUAAUCUCCGUGUGUCUUAAUAUCUUCUUCUGCAUGAGACACAGAGACACUUUAUGCAAAGAACCACAUAUGUGCUGUCAUACACACAGAUUGGAAGAAGAAACCCUAUCGCAGAUCGAAGGGCAAUAUUUUUGUGACGUCAGUCAUCAAGAGCAGCAGGAAAAUCCCCACAAUCAUCAUGAGCAACAGGAAAAUCCAAUCUACGGCAACAUCAUCACAGAAAGACGUGGUUCUUCAGAGGAUUGCUAUGAGAUGAUGUCCAAGCACCGCACUAGAGAUUGUCUGAAGCCUUUAGAGUCUGACCUGAAUUAUGCCUCGCUGGAUCUGAAGAUUGCAAAGAACCGCAAGAAACACCGUCACCGGCAAAGCCUGGCACAAGGAUGCCACAAGGAGCAGGAUCCAUUGGCAGACCACCUGACGUCUCCCUUGAGUGCCUUCUUGGAGGUUGACACGGACGUGGACAUUUACCUGCCAUCCAGAGACACUGACGUCAUGGUCUCGCACAGCAGCAUCUAUCUAAACAGUCAACAGAUAGCCCAUGAGGCCGAGGAGAUGGAAAGAGAGAGGGGCAUCAACAUGGAGAAGGAGAAUAUGGGAUGGAGUGGCUUACAAGACAGCGAGGAAGGAGGGAGAAGAAAUUGGGAUGAAGAUCAACAAAGUGAGGAAGGAAAAGAUAAUCAUAUUGACAGCAAUGGGGAUAUAUGUAUACAGCAAUCAGAGGUAGAAACUACUCAGAGCUGCUCAGAUCAAGUCGUUGACAGCUUUAGUCAUGAUUGUGACUAACUAUAUAUUUAAGUAUUACAUUACUUUUUUCAAACUUUUCAACUUGCAGCCUACUCUAGAAAACAAGAAAAAGACAAACUAUUUAAUAUUUUCAGUCCAAAAACUGUAACUAUCAUCUUCAAUUUUCCAUAUGCUUUGUAGAGUUGAGCAAUUUCCUUCUUGACACAUACAAACUACCUCUUAGAGUCUCCAUGUUAAGCAAUACGAACAUAACUGUGCUUUUUUAUAAAUUACUUCAAAAGAAAGGAAAUUCUGAAUGACAUUUAUAAGUCAAGAACAAUGUGGAAAUUGUAGUUUGUUGUGAAACAGGGAAAAGAUUAAAUCAUCACAGGACAUGAAGAAACUUUA
Messenger RNA from Girardinichthys multiradiatus, 1296 nucleotides. RefSeq lists its product as uncharacterized. Bases 118 to 948 code for a protein of 276 amino acids. NCBI's taxonomy places the organism in Eukaryota, Metazoa, Chordata, Actinopteri, Cyprinodontiformes, Goodeidae. The record is from RefSeq and is a predicted model, not a curated record. The transcript is spliced from 6 exons.